UCCGGGGCUUGGCCUCACAGCUUCUCCUGUCUGUCUCUUUGUCUUCAGCCCCGGACGGCAAAGUGUGCUGCUGCUUCCCACUGGCCUGGGAGGGUCUGGAUUCAUCAAUAGGAAGGCUGAGGAAACAUACACUUAGUUCAAACUUCAUCCUGAGCCUUUGGUUUCUGCUGUCUCUUUUCCCGUCCAUUCUCAGAUAUACAAGAAGAGACACCCCCACCCCCGCAAGAUGAUUUGUUGGCUACUGGCAGGUUUUUACCUGUUCUUCUGCUGCAGGGCAGAAGAGGGACUGGACUUCCCCGCAUACGAUGGGAAGGAGCGGGUGUUUGACCUGAAUGAGAAGAACUACAAGCAGGCCCUGAAGAAAUAUGACAUGCUCUGCUUGCUCUUCCAUGAGCCUGUGGGUUCUGAUAAAGUCUCCCAGAAGCAGUUCCAGAUGACAGAGAUGGUACUGGAGCUUGCUGCCCAAGUCCUGGAACCUAAAGGUAUCGGCUUUGGGUUUGUGGAUUCCAAGAAAGAUGCAAAACUUGCCAAAAAGCUGGGCUUGGAUGAAGAAGGAAGCCUCUAUAUCUUUAAGGAGGAGCGUAUGAUUGAAUUUGACGGGGAAUUGGCUGCAGAUGUCCUGGUGGAAUUCCUCCUGGAUUUGCUAGAAGACCCAGUGGAACUCAUCAACAGCAAGCUGGAGCUACAGGCCUUCGACCGCAUCGAGGACGAGAUCAAACUCAUCGGCUACUUCAAAGGAGAAGACUCUGAACAUUACAAGGCAUUUGAAGAGGCAGCUGAACACUUCCAGCCAUACAUCAAAUUCUUUGCCACCUUUGACAAAGGGGUGGCAAAGAAACUAGCUCUGAAGCUGAAUGAAGUGGAUUUCUACGAGCCAUUCAUGGACGAGCCAGUUCACAUCCCCGACAAGCCUUACACGGAAGGGGAGCUGGUUGAGUUUGUGAAGGAGCACAGAAGGGCCACCCUGAGGAAGCUGCGUCCAGAAGAUAUGUUUGAGACCUGGGAGGAUGACCUGGAUGGAAUCCACAUUGUGGCCUUUGCUGAGGAGGAUGACCCAGAUGGCUUCGAGUUCCUGGAGAUUCUGAAGCAAGUUGCCAAGGAGAACACCAACAAUCCUGACCUAAGCAUUGUGUGGAUCGACCCUGAUGACUUUCCUCUGCUCAUCACCUAUUGGGAGAAAACCUUCAAGAUUGACCUAUUCAAGCCACAGAUCGGGGUGGUAAAUGUCACAGAUGCAGACAGCGUCUGGAUGGAAAUCAUGGAUGAUGAUGACCUGCCCACAGCUGAGGAGCUAGAAGACUGGAUAGAGGACGUGCUCUCUGGGAAGAUAAACACGGAAGAUGACGACGAUGAUGACGACGAUGACGAAGAUGAUGAUGAUGAUGAUGAUGACGAUGACGAUGAUGACGACGAUGACGACGAUGAUUAGAUUUGACUCUGUGUGGUUUGCCCCUUCCGGGCAGUGAGGCAUUUUCCCUCGGGGCAGGUUGCCGUGCCUCAGAAAUGGCCGUCCUGCCUACUAGGAUUUCUGAAGACUGUGUCCAACUGUCACAGAACAUCCGUCUCCUCCUGCUUUCUCAUUGCUCCUGCUCCUGACGCCAAAAAACAAAACAAAACUCAUUGGCCUGGUUUUCGGAGGUUCUGAAUGCCCACAGCUCUCAGUGAAAUCAGCGACUGCUGCAGAUACUCAGCACUGCUGAAAAUCAGGCCUCCUCAAUAUGGAUUAACGGAAAUCUGCGGGGAAUUUCCCCUGAAGUUUUUGUGAGUUACUCCUGGGUAGUGGAUAGAGGGUAGAAGGCCUUUCUCCAUGCUGUCAAAGGGUCUGGGGAGCUUAUUUAUAUGUCUGUUCUAAUUGGCCUUUUAUAUUUUAUGACCAUCUAAAAGACACAAGGAAGGCCACUAAGAAAUACUGACAGCUGCUCAGCUCAACCCCACAGCAAAGACUACAACAAUAUCCCACAAACUUCUCUGAGAGUCUGGUAUUACUUCACAUCAUAAACGCCAUGUGUUGGUUUUUUUUAAGGCUGGUAAUUAAAACCUCAAUUAUCCAUAUAAUGAAAUAUUAUUUCCUUCCUACGGAGCUGAGCAAAACAAUUGCAUCCAACCACAUGAAACCUGCCUGGAUCGGUGUGUCACUGCAGGCUCCAAACUCAGGCAAGGUUGAUAAGAGGGUAGAAAUAUAAGGUGGGUCAGAACCAGAAUGUCAGGCCUGAAAGCUCCUGAGGAGUUCAGAUCCAGAUCUGAGUCCAAACGCUGAGAGUUAGACCGAGUGGACUGACAUGAAACACUGAUUCCUCACCCCAGAGUUUUGAGAUUAUCCAGAUCUGAAUUCUGCCACUCUGAUGCAUGGGAGGAACUGGAGAACUAUAUAUGAACUACCUAAUUUUGGGGAAGUUUACACCCACAUCUGGAUCUGAACUCUCUGGGUUCUUUUAAGGGAUACUUCUUUUAAGGGAUACUUGGCUGAUAUCUGAUUUACACACCUGGAAAUUAUGCAUGGGGAUGCCUAACCCCACAACUGGAAAUCAAAAGAAACGUUCAUAGUAAGCCACCCUAAAGCCCUCCCAUCCCACCUGACUAUGCAAACCUCUGAGUCUUAUUCCUGCACGGCAUCUUUUUCCAGUGAACAAACUGUCAGGUGGGGAUAGAUUUGCUCAGCUUCACCGGACAAGCUCACUGACUGGAUCAUUUUGGUGAGACAGCUAUGAGUGAAAGGAUCAAAUUAUCUGGUUUUUAUGUGGUCAUGACUGCGUUUGGAAGUUAUACUCCACACGAGUAUUUACAUCUACCAGGGUGCUAAAGGAUGUGGCCUGUUUUGGCUGCAAACCCUAAAGAACAGCAGAGAUCACUUUUCAGUCAAAGGGUCACUCAAAAUAGGGGUCAAAAACAUGAUUUUGGAGAAGGCAGGGACGUCCAGGAGAAAUCCACCUGUAAGCCAACUUGACAUCUUUAGGUCUCAUAGGUUUCCCUCACUUGCAGAUUUCAAUGGUUCUGCUUUAUUAGGUUUUAUGAUAGUGCAACAGAGGACAAUUGGAGGACUUGCUUCUUGCUAACCCUUAGGACUUAAUCCUCAAGUUGUCUUGCUUUGUUAGUUUAGUUAGGGCCUGUUUCUUCUGUCUUACUAGAGAUACAGCGCCAUCUGACCUUGAUUACACUGGUUGCGUUGAGAUGAGAAUCAGGACUCAUUGGAUCACUCUAUUAAUGUGAAUUAGCCCAACAACAAGAGCUAAGGUUUACACUCCAGAAACUGCCUCGGUCUAAGGGAACUACAAAACAAAAUGUUCGAGAGAGAUCUAUAUUUACAUAUAGCUACAUGCCUGCCCUUUCCAACUUCUGUCUCCAAGGUUUAACAAUAACGUAUGUGCAUUAUGGGGACGUAUAGGGAGGGAUUUUCUGUGCAGUUACAUUUAGAACACUAAGCCCUCACUGCCCUUUCCAUUCUAGAAGCCUUGGUGAGAUCGUUGGAGGACUUAGAGGAUGUCACUAUGCUGUCCUGCAAGUUGGGUUUCUCCUGCUUUCUUACUGCUUCCUGCAGAGGGGUGCUAAGUUUGAACCCUUCUCCUAUUGAUUGAGGUGAGGGGGAAUCACAGAUCUCUCUACAACUCCAGUGAUGACUUUAUGGUUCAGGCUCUCCAAAGCUCUGCCCGGGAUCCUUCAGCACUGCGGGAGAUGCAAGGACCAGAGAUGUUUUGUGUAAAUAAUAAGGAUUUUUCUUUGAGGUUAUAUUUAUGCAUUAUAAAAUGCAGAAAAACAGUAAAACCAACAUUUUCUAGUUUCUCUUCUCAGUUCACCACUAAGGAAGAGAUUUCACUUGCAUUACGCAUGCAGGAAGACUACCUGUUUUUUCCUCAACUUGGGGCUACUCACAUGAGUAAGGCAAGCAGGAUUUUACCCUUCCUGGAUAAUCAGGAGGGUUUGCAAUUUACAAGGGAAAAAAUACCCCAUUUUUGUCCUUCCCAUUCACAGCACUAGCCUCAUCCCCAUGGAUUAUCCCUGUUAUAAUACAUAUUUUAGUUAUUUAUAUGAUUUCCUGAACUGCUUGUCUCUCUCUGAAAUGACCACCCAAUCUCAGGAGUGCUUCUUAGUUUGGCCUGAACAGGCUCAUGGAAGGAUAAUUCCAACAUUAAUAGACACUGAAAGAGACACAGAUUUAUAAUCUGAAAGUAUAAUUAAUUUAUGUGAAUUUGAAGAAUAAACAAAUUACUUAUUUUAUCCCCUUUCUAGUCAUCAUCACUAAUGGGACAUCCCAAAUGCUCACUAGCUUUCUGCAUGCUUCUUUUCAAUGCCUUUUCUGCUCUAGGGAUUUGGCUAUAUUUGCAUCAGUAGUUACACUAGUGCAAACCUCUCCCAUAGAUGCACUGUGUAAAAUGGGGGGAGUUGCAUUUGUGCAAGCCACACCUACCUUGUGUCUUGCUCCGCUGUAGCUAUAUCAGUAAAGCUACUCUGAUGCAAAAAGACCAUUUAAAGCAUUAGGUAAUCGUACGUUUGGGUAAGGGGGCAUUUAGAACAUGGGUGGGCUCCAUGCAGAAAUCAGUGGGGGAGGGGGCGGGUAUUGUAGUCUCUGCUGUAGGGUUUCAGUGCUUCAUAAAUUGAAAUAUUAAGCUUUUCUUUGCAUUAUAAAAUAAAAGGUUAAAUAUUAAACUGUCAUCCCUGGGGCCUGUGAAGUUGCUUUUAGUACUUACUGUCUUUCCUCCAUCCCUCAUUCUUGAACCAUGGCUUUCUCUGGUUCUCAUCAUCCAUUGAUCAGCUGGGAUCUUUUUAACUUUUCCUUUUAAUUAAAAAGCUACAUAUGA
Pelodiscus sinensis (Chinese soft-shelled turtle) is the source of this 4793-nucleotide messenger RNA. It is a transcript of the gene CASQ2, whose product is annotated as calsequestrin 2. Gene Ontology annotation, molecular function: calcium ion binding. NCBI's taxonomy places the organism in Eukaryota, Metazoa, Chordata, Testudines, Trionychidae. The record is from RefSeq and is a predicted model, not a curated record. Gene Ontology annotation, cellular component: sarcoplasmic reticulum lumen; Z disc. Gene Ontology annotation, biological process: regulation of cardiac muscle contraction by regulation of the release of sequestered calcium ion.